Molecule: messenger RNA, 384 nt
Organism: Paraglomus brasilianum
Lineage: Eukaryota; Fungi; Glomeromycota; Glomeromycetes; Paraglomerales; Paraglomeraceae
Source: the annotation of a GenBank genome assembly
AUGUUAUAUGACUCUGCCAAAGUGGAGACGACAAACCCACCCGCGGAACGAAUUAAAAUGUUGGACCAUCGAUUAAUAGACGAGUUAUUGCGGAUAUUUGAGAGUAGUCUCGAAAAAAGUACAUUCGCUAUUGUUCCGGCCAACAACAUUAAAAAGUGGAUCAAGCAAAUGAAUUAUAAAGAGGAAGAAGCCGCAUAUAAUCGGUUUCUGGAAUCACUUAACAAGGGUAAUCGCAAAGCCACAUACUGGCUCGGGCUCUGUUACGAAAAUGGAUUUGGGGAAGUGGCUGCGAAUUCAAGAACGGCAUUAAUGCAUUACAUCCAGGCGGCCAAGUCUGGCUAUCCCGUAGCGCAAUGCGAAUCUACGAAGAGGGCAUCGUGGUAG